AUGAGGCUGCUCACUCAUAAUUUUCUAUGCUGCAUCCAGUGCCAAUCUUUUCCGCUUCAGCUGCAGGCCACUGAGUUGGAGGUACUGGCAUCUGAGUACAACCCUGAAUUCAUUCGAACAAUGCUCGCACGGAUGGAUUACACCUAUCUUGUGGAAGCUUUCAAUUCCUUGCGUUCUCAGAAGCAGGACCAGGUGGAUGCCGGUAAUGUCCUGCCGGAGAAAUUAGAGGACGUGGAUCUCUCCGAUGACUCAAGGGACCUCAAGGCUGUACAUUACGCCAUUCAAGACGUGGCCAUCCGUGAAGGAGCACUGCGCUGCCCACAAUGCAAACGGGAAUAUCCCAUUCGUGAGUUUAUUCCUGAUAUGAUUGCUGCUGAACACUAG
Trypanosoma brucei brucei TREU927 is the source of this 384-nucleotide messenger RNA. RefSeq lists its product as hypothetical. Gene Ontology annotation, biological process: tRNA methylation; peptidyl-glutamine methylation; rRNA (guanine-N7)-methylation. The record is from RefSeq and is a predicted model, not a curated record. The transcript has a single exon. Gene Ontology annotation, molecular function: protein heterodimerization activity. Bases 1 to 384 code for a protein of 127 amino acids. Lineage: Eukaryota; Euglenozoa; Kinetoplastea; Trypanosomatida; Trypanosomatidae.